Molecule: messenger RNA, 1641 nt
Organism: Didymosphaeria variabile
Lineage: Eukaryota; Fungi; Ascomycota; Dothideomycetes; Pleosporales; Didymosphaeriaceae
Exons: 3
Coding region: 1-1641 (546 amino acids)
Biological process (GO): transmembrane transport
Molecular function (GO): oxidoreductase activity; transmembrane transporter activity
Source: RefSeq, a predicted model, not a curated record
AUGCAAGACUCCUCCGCCAAAAACAUCUCCCUAGAUCCGAAAGAUCAAUGGCUACGUAUGGGCAAUGGCCGACCCUUCCCAGGAAUGAUCGAAGAUCAUCAGGCCUACGUGGUGGUAUUUGACGGACCAGAUGACCCCUGGCAUCCCAUGAGCUGGACAUUGAGCAAGAACACCCUCGUUGCCACGUUCGACAGCGCCUUAUUCUCCCCAGCCGCCGUUCAGGCAAGUCAAGACCUCGCCGUAGGUCACGAAGUCGGCGCACUGGCGACGUGCCUAUAUGUGCUGGGCUUUUCCUUCGGGCCCUUACUCUGGGGUCCCGGAUGCGAACUCAAGGGGCGCCGGAUGCCGCUCAUUGUGGGUUCAUUGGGAUGCGCGUUGUUCACACUGGCAAGCGCUACCGCCAAAGACAUCCAGACAUUGAUUAUUUGCCGCUUCUUCGCAGGAGUGUUCGGAUCCAGCCCACUUUGUGUUGUUCCCGGAGUCCUCUCGGAUAUAUUCGACGACUACCAGCGAGGACCUUCAAUCGCGAUAUAUGCCCUGACUGUAUUUGCGGGCCCUUUGGCGGCGCCUUCCAUUGGUGGGUUCAUCACGGACAGCUAUCUCCGGUGGCGGUGGACGCUGUACCUGCCUGCCAUCAUGGGAUUCUUUGCAGUAGGUCUGCUUGUGCUCUUCUUGGAAGAAACCCAUGCUGGCAGUGUUUUAAGCACCAAAGCCGCUCGCAUUCGCCAGGAGACUGGUAAUUGGAGCAUUCAUGCCGACCACGCAAGAAUCGAGGUCGAUAUGGACGACCUCGCUCGGCGGUACCUCAUCCGACCAUUACGCAUGUUAGCUACGGAGCCAAUCGUGCUGUUCGUGUCCGUCUACAUGUCCUUCAUUUACGGAUUGACAUACGGCCUAGUGGGAGCAUAUCCAUACGUGUUUCAGCACACAUAUGGUAUGAACAAGGGGAUAGCUGCUUUGCCGCUUAUUGCAGUAAUCCUCGGUCUUUGUCUGGCGGUUUGCUUCAUCAUCUGGCAGCAACUCCGGAGCCAGAAGACAUCGUUGCUGGGCGAUGCAGCCUCCGAACCAGAAGUUCGUGCUGAUGAUACUCAAGAUGAACCCGGUGUCCUCGAGUUGUUGGUCAAGCACUACCCUGACGGAAAGCAAAGCACACACCUGCACUCCCUCAAGCCUGGCGACAGAUUGCUUUUUGCUGCCGCCUUGCGCGGCCACCAAUGGGUGCCCAAUAGCGUUCCACAUGUGACCCUUAUAGCCGGUGGUGCCGGCAUAACACCCAUCUUCCAGCUGGCACAAGGCAUCUUAUCAAAUCCAAAUGAUCAAACAGCGGUAACCAUCGUUUACGGAGUCAACACCAAUGAAGAUUGCCAUCUAACGAAGGAAUUACAAAAGUUUAAAAGCGACUUCAAGGAUCGAUUCAACAUUGUGUACACAGUUAGCCGACCGGACGAGAACACAACCUUGCGGAAGGGCCGCGUGACGAGAGAGCUGCUAGAAGAAGUGGCUCCACCGCCCAAGAACAGCGAGAACAAGGUGUUUGUAUGUGGCCCACCGGCUAUGGAAUCAAGUCUGGUCGGUUCGCGUAAAGAAAAGGGGAUUUUGGAGCAGCUUGGGUAUCGGAAGGACCAGAUACACACGUUUUGA